Messenger RNA from Alosa alosa (allis shad), 1244 nucleotides. RefSeq names its product fumarylacetoacetate hydrolase domain containing 2A (gene fahd2a). The transcript is spliced from 8 exons. The record is from RefSeq and is a predicted model, not a curated record. Lineage: Eukaryota; Metazoa; Chordata; Actinopteri; Clupeiformes; Clupeidae. Gene Ontology annotation, molecular function: hydro-lyase activity. The coding region runs from base 160 to 1131 and encodes 323 amino acids.
GUAGCCUACUCCUCGUUCAAAGUCCUGUUAACAGUCGUUGGACGUGCAUUGAAUAUACAUAUUCAAAUUAAUGAACAUCAAGUCUGUCGCAUAGUCUACUACAACUUAGUGUAUAUUUCAAUAUAGCACAAGGUUGAGCAGACCGAAAGACUUCAGCAGAUGAUACUUCCUUGUGGCUACUUGCUCGGUUUCAGGCGAGUCGGUGCAGUGUGUUUGACAGCUACAGGCAGGGGUCGGCGGGGCAUGUGCAGCGCGGUGGGCAUGAGACUGGUGCAGUUCUGUCGCCACGGACAUGGCAAUGGUGUGCGGGUCGGAGUGGAGCAAGCAGAAGGACAGGGGGUCAUCGACCUCAAGGCCUUUGACCCCUCUAUGCCCACUACCAUGAGAGAGUUUCUGGAGAUGGGCGAGAAGGGCAUGGAAUGUGCACAAAGGGCUCUCUCCAGCGGUCAGUGUGUUGUUGCGCGGUCGGAGCUGAAGCUGCUGUCACCGGUGACGGCCCCGGAGAAGGUGGUGUGUGUGGGCAUGAACUACAGGGACCACUGCCUGGAGCAGAACGCCCCCAUCCCGGCAGAGCCCAUCGUCUUCAGCAAGUUCCCCAGCGCCAUCACCGGCCCCCACGACGACAUCCUGUUACCUGAAGAGAGCCAGGAGGUGGACUGGGAGGUGGAGCUGGCUUUCGUGGUUGGACGCAAAGGGAAGCACAUCAAGGAGGAGGAUGCUCUCUCCCACGUGGCGGGGUUCACAGUGGCCAACGAUGUCAGCGCCCGUGAUUGGCAGAUGCGGAGGAAUGGGAAGCAGUGGCUGCUGGGAAAAACCUUUGACUCGUUCUGUCCACUGGGACCGGCCCUGGUCACCACGGGAAGUGUAAAAGAUGUCCACAAGCUGGGUAUUCGGUGUCUGGUCAAUGGUGCAGUGGUCCAGGACAGCAACACUGACCAGAUGAUCUUCAGGACGGAGAAACUAGUGGCUUGGGUCUCCCAGUUUGUGACGUUGGUCCCAGGCGAUGUGUUUCUGACCGGUACUCCCCCAGGUGUGGGAGUGUUCCGGAAGCCGCCGGUGUUCCUUAAGAAGGGGGACGUGGUGGAGUGCCAGAUCGACGAGAUUGGGGCCAUCCGUAACACGGUGGUGUGACAGGACCUUUCUGCGGCAUUGCGGCACCGAGCUGAUUUAAAAGUGCCAUUAUCUCAAUACUGCCCCGUUAGUUUUUUACUGCGCACGUAGAGGCUGUUUUUUUUUUUUUUAUG